Molecule: messenger RNA, 993 nt
Organism: Echinostoma caproni
Lineage: Eukaryota; Metazoa; Platyhelminthes; Trematoda; Plagiorchiida; Echinostomatidae
Source: the annotation of a GenBank genome assembly
AUGGAAAAUGUCCUAUGGAAGUUCGUUGUUCCACUGUAUCCCGUUCACUACAAUCGCGUUACGCGUGCCAUAAUGAAGUAUGUAUCAUCCCAGGUAAACGAGUUCGUUCCGGAAUUGAGCGGUUUGCUGUUGGAAUAUGAAAAAAAGACUUUGCGAAUUUCCUCCUGCAUCGACAUAUCCAACCUACAUCGACACAGUCGCCCUCAGUUUAUUGUUCCACUACGACCUGAGCUGCCAGCUCUAUAUAUCCACGCCCAGAUUCGAGUGCGGGUAUUCAUUCCUCGAUGUGGCCUGGAGCUAACUGCAACAGUGUCUGCGCUACAACCUCACCAGGUGUUUUGCAAGACCGAAGUGGAUGACGUGCUGAUAGCUGUGACUCGUUGUGCAGACAGUGGUAUGUGUGAGGUUCAAUCACCGGUGGACGAAAACGGUGCAAAUCGGCAAACCAUAUUAGAUUUGGGUGAUGUCGUUCGUGUUCGGCUCUCAUCUACAACGCGACAGCUCGGAUCUUUCGUCCUUCGGGGCGAAUUAUUAUCAGUGAUUUCUAGGUCCACGGAGGCACCCCAGGCAGUCCUAGACAAGUUUGGCUCACACAGCUCAGAUGAAAAUGAUACCGACAAGAAUUUGGAGCCAAAUGUAAAAAAACCCAGAAAAGUCAGAAAAACAGAUUCAGUGACAGUAAAAAUAGAGGAAUCAGGAGCGAGAUUGUGCUUAACAACGGAGCCUCCAUCCCCGGUAACCCAAUCCCGAAAACGUCAACUGUCGACAUCAAUUAAUCCGGAAGUUACGGAAUCACGACUCGCUAUCAAAAUUGAGUCACCGGAAUCCGUUCCUACGAAGAAGAAACUGAAAACGGAAAAUCCUAAAUUCACAGCCGAAAUGUUUGCUGCCUUUUCUCCUCAGAUAAUUAGAACCGAUUCUGAAUGUAGUACACCCGUGUGUAAGGAAACGAAGUCAACUAAGAAAACUAAUAAAGCAGAAGGUUGUCAGUAA